Molecule: messenger RNA, 10696 nt
Organism: Acanthoscelides obtectus
Lineage: Eukaryota; Metazoa; Arthropoda; Insecta; Coleoptera; Chrysomelidae
Source: the annotation of a GenBank genome assembly
CAGGCUUUCCGAUCCUGAUCAAGUCGGCUACAAGUGCACAUUUUCUCGUGUCGAUCGGGCGUUGUUCUCCCUAGAAAAUCCCAGUAACCGAUGUUUGUAAAUGCGAGAACGCUAAACAAUCGUACGAUUAUGGCCAACUGCUAGUGAGACGUCGCGUUGAUUCUACGCCAUUUAAAACUGUUGUUUGCCUGAGUGCAGUGUUUUGUCUGUGAACCCGUUCUGUGGAAUCUAGCAAGCUGUGGGGCGCAGGGGCUUUUUUCCUUCCUCCGCAGGGGAUGUAUUAUCCGCACAUGGUGCAAACGGGCAUGACGACGGGGGGCCCGUUUUCGGCGGCGGCGGCAGCCGCAGCGCCCGCCACCGCCACGCCAACCGCCCCUCAAUUCCCGCCCCCCGCUCAAAACGGCACCGACGCCGCCCUCGCGAAGGUCGGCGCCCAAUCAGCGGGCGGCGACGACAUCAAACCUCCUCAGUUGCCUCUUCUACCGCCUCCCACGGGGGCGGCGCCUGGCACUGGCCCGCCUCCUUAUACGCCGCCGCCCCCUCAACCGCCCGCGCAGAACGGUCAUGCGGAGCAACAGGGGGGGCAGCAGGGGCAAGGACAGCAACAGCAGGGGCAGCAGCAACAGGUGCCGUGCAGUGUAGCUCAACAGGUGCAGCAACAGUACAAAUGUGAAGGAGGGGAGAAUGAGAAUGGUCCAACAAAUGCAGUGUCGCAAGGUGUUCCUUCAGAAGGAACGACGGACGUUUCCAGUUUAGCCGCGGCUGCCCAGGCGGCUGCAGAACUAGCCAAAAACCAGCCGAAGAGGUUACACGUCUCAAACAUUCCAUUUCGGUUUAGGGACCCAGAUCUUAGAGCCAUGUUUGGGCAAUUCGGCCCGAUCUUAGACGUAGAAAUUAUAUUUAACGAACGAGGAUCGAAGGGUUUCGGUUUUGUAACAUUCGCAAAUAGUGCUGAUGCGGAGCGCGCACGAGACCGACUACAUGGCACCGUGGUUGAGGGAAGAAAAAUAGAGGUUAAUAAUGCGACUGCUAGAGUACAAACGAAAAAACCGCCAACACUAACCACAGACUUUCCAGUGCCAGUCCUGCAAUGGCCGGAUGCAGCCGCUCUGCGCGCAGGCGUGGCCGCCAUCCAACGCGGCCGUGCGGCACGCGCCGCCUACCCCGCGGCUGCAGCAGCGGCAGCUGCGGCCGCGUUCGCGCGUCACCCUACCCCUUUAACAGCUGCAGGCGCGUUGCACGGUUACGCGCCCGCGACAGCUGCGGCGAUGCUCAAUGCGCCGUUAGUCGACGGCGCAGGUGUCUAUUAUGACCCGUUCUUGGCUGCGCACGCAGCAGCGGCUGAUCCCACUUACUCCAGCAGGUUGCAGGCAGCGGCCGCGUGCGCCGCCGGCGCCGGUGUCGGUAGUACUAGUGCUUCGGCGGCGGCGGCCGCAGCAGCUGCCGCCAUGUUAAAAAGUAGUACCGUACCACCUCCGUUGUCGACUGCCCAGCAGGCCUCCUACCACGCCGCGGCCGCCACGUACACAGCUUCGAUGGCUGCCGCCCGUUACAACGCGGCCGCCGUCGCUCAACAACAGCAACAGCAGCAGCAGCCGACCGCGGCAGCUGCGCCCACUGCCGGCGCGACAGCUGCCGCGCAAUACGCCGUCGCGGCGGGAUAUGGCAGGGAGUAUGCAGCCGCUGCGGCGGCCGCUGCAGCUACGGAUCCAUACCUUGGACAUGGCAUUGGACCGAUGGCAGGAUACGGGGCUGUGGCUUAUCGUAGUGGUUACAACCGAUUUACGCCCUACUGAACAUAUCAUCAGGCCUACCACUACCACUCACACUACGAGAAUACUCAAGAAAAUCUCUCAUCGUAACUCUUUCUAUGGUAUGGUGUUUACGUAUCGUAUAGCACAAUACAGAGCACAAAUAGUAUUAAAAAAGGCACACGAUCUUUUUUGAUGGUUUCCGGAAUACAUCUUUGAAAAGAUUUGAUUUCACACGUGUAAUUUUAUUCUGCUGAUUUGUAUAGUUACAAAUAUAUGUACAUUAUUAAAUGAUUUUGAUUCUAUGACCAACGUAUUAUCCUAGAUAUAAAUGCUCGGAAUCUAUGUAGUGGUGUAUUUGCAAAUAGAAGACAUUUUUAUCUUUAUUUCUACUUUCUUUUAUCCAGUAUCGAGUAUGCAUUGCGGUAGAAUCACAGCUGACUAGUAAUAUUUCAUGAUUCCCCAUAUCGACAAGUGACACACAAUGCUGACGGAUCCGUCAACGCCUGGUAGACAGAGCCGUAUUCUGUUGUGUUUUUUGUACGCUACGGAUUCAUUUUGUAUUUGCUAACAACUCUUUUAUUUAGAAAAUUUAAUGAUCAUGACUAAAUUUCAAGUUAGGUAGGAAUAAAAUAAUAUAAACAGUUUAUGACACGAUAAUCAUCUCUACUUCUUGAAACUUGAAAUACCAAUGAAACAGCUAUACAAUUAAUUCAAAAUGUGUGGCAGUUUAUGACCGAAUUGAUAGAGGUUCGAUUCCCCGAAUAAGGUCUGAACAUUACUGAGGUAAUUCUAACAAGUUAGAAAAAUAUACAACUAUUGCAGGGAGCCAUGAAAUGUAGUCAACUUUUACAGUGCAGUGAUCGCGAGUACAGGCAAAUUGAGAACACUGCAAAAAUCCUGAGGAAACGAAAACGUCGCGUGGAAGGAGAAUAAUAAAAAGAUUUUAUGGUUUUUACAGAGAGUGUGAGAUAUUAAGCAAUAUCAAUUUGAAUUACACCUUUCAAACGGCCAAAUGAAUGCAGGUUGAUGUAACGUGCAAGAUCAAUUUUUUACAUGAGUGCUGUUUUGAACAAGCUGUAUUCAUUAUUAAUGUCUGCAUAUACUUAACCUUUAUUUGAAUUAAAUUGCUCUGAUGACGGGCAAUUAACCAGAAACACGUAUCUAUAUUCUUUUUAUAGGUAAAAUUACAUCUAAUGGAAAGGACAAUGCAGUUUGUUCUGUUGACUUGCCUCGUAAUCAAUAAAUCCCAAAUGUACUAUAAUAAUUUUUCAAUAAACAUGUUUCUAUGUGUACUUUGUAUAUUUUAUUGUCAAAAAAUUCCCAGUUACUAAAAGUAUCUAGAUACGUGAACAGCUUUGAAUAGUUUUUCUAGAUUUACAUCUGAUUUGUUAUUGCCAGCGUUACAGACUAAUACAAAGAAGUCACUUGUUGAUCAUUUGCUCACCUCAGUAGACGUCAAAACGUAAUGGAUACUCGUAAAAUAGGCUGUAAGUGAGACCCAUAGCUUACUGAAUAUACAUAUUAUAUUUUCAAGUUUUUUUGCGAAUCGUGUCAGUCUUUUCCUAAAAUUCAACUGUCUCGGGCAAUAUUAAGAUUCUGAUAAACAUGCAUUCCAGGAAAAACACCACUUCCACUAUUUUCACGAAGCUACAGCUAACAACUGUUUUUUUUUCAUAAUCACGGGUGCCCGUUAACAUGAAUCAAGAGGUUUCCAGAAAUAUGUUAAAACGAUUUUUUAAACAAAUUAUAAAAACAUCGGUUUUUGCUCUGGACCAAGUGUUCUAGGUAUUUUAGAUCAGUGAGAUCCCUGGUAAUGUGUCUCUUAAGUUGACCGUUUUCCAAUUGUACAUUAUUUAAAGCAUGAAAAACCUGUCCAUUUUCAAUGCUUAAAGGCUCGUUUAAAAACUAUUAUUUUUGAGAUUGACAAGAGUCCAAAUUAAAAUCCAAAUCUUCCCAUACAAAACCCCGGAGAGUAUGUUAGCCUUGAUUUAUUUUGAAGCAUUGCUAUUCAAUUUUUAAUAACGCGCUAUCUGUCAUGCAAUAUUUUGUACGCUCGAGAGAUCCAUAGCGCGUUAUUAGUUAACCAUACUUCAGAAUAAAUCAAGCCUCAAAAAGAUUUCCGGGGUCUUGUAAGGGAAGGUUUUAACUUCAAUUUAGACACUUGGCAACAUCAAAGAUGACAAUCCUUUAACCAAGUUUUUAAACAUUAAAUAUAGAUAAUAAACCGCUUAUAUCUCGAAAAUUUUAGAAAAAAGUUACUAAAGGUCUUUUAUUCUCAGAUAUGUAUGCUCGAAAUAUUUAAAAAAAAAAUUAUUUGGAGUAAAAAACAUUUUUUUACACCAAAAUUUGCAAAAAAUGUUCAAACAAACGUUCACCGAGUUACCGCCUGGUAAUCUCUUGAUUUAUGAUAAGAGGCAUCUAACAAACGUGAUUAUGAACAAAAAUCAAGGUAGAAUGCGAAGUUUUCGCCUCGACUAAUUGUAUAGUAGACGUAUCUGACAUUCUUGAAGCUAUCAAAAAAGGUGUUCGUGUAUUGAAGAGCCAAAGAGCUGAAACUCACUAACAUAAGCCCUUGUGAUAGCCCAAAAAACAAUGCUAACCGAGCUCUCUAACAUCUUAGUAUGUAAGGAUUUAGUAGUAAAUUACGCAAGGGGUUUCCAGUCGCUUGUACUCCAGUCAAGGACCAUAUGUUUGUGAUCAGAACCAUUUUAAGGUUAUAAUCUUGAUUCGUUAUUGUGUAAGGCAGGAUUUCGAAGGAGCUUUAUAUUUUGUGAAAAUGAAUUGUUAAAAAGUUACUAAAUGUUCCUUGAUUAGCAGCUUAGUUUAGCUCAAUGGCAUAUGAACGCUAAAAAAUUGAUGGUCAAUCCGCGUAAAACGGGCGGUUGUUAUGGACAUGCCGUUUAGAUAACUAAUAGGAUGAUGCUGUAGUUCAUCAGCAUGGCCGCCGUGUUAAGCUCUGAAUUCGUAAUCGUUCCAUCACGCAAAAUUUGACGCAGCCAUAAUACCCGUUUUACAUCAACAAUUUCUCACGAAUUUAUUCAGAUGGAUUUCUUCAAAGGUCAUCCCGAUUAUGUUUUGCGAUGUUUACAUCAGUGGACAAAUUGAUUGAUUAUCGGUCAGUACACAGUGCUGCCAAACACAACAAAUUCUUGCUAGAAACAUUAUUUUUUAUUUUGAGGCGAAUCUCAUAAACAGAAACCAUACUGUAGGUCCAAAAAGUUCUAUGUUGGACUUGAAAAUUAGUUCAAUAUAAUGAAAGGAAAACAAUGUUAACACCAUGGAAUUCGACGUUCAACUUGGCAAAAAUUAGAACAGGUUAUUUCGUAAAGAAGUCCACAAAGAACUUCAUGGAUUUAUUUGAUCUCAAGUUCCCGUUUUACACUUUUGAAAUUUGGCCAUGAAGUCAAUCCAUUGAGAAAUCGGUGGAUUUAUUGUCAAUGUAAAACGGGUACAACCAAACAGUAUUCACAGAUUGACCGCGGUGUUCCGUUAGGAGCUGUAUAGAUGGCUCUAGAUAUAGCGCACCUAAAAAAUGGAGUAACCGAUAUAUCAAAUCUUUUCAUAUAACUGAAUGCCGUCCUUCCAAGACUUUCAGCGUUCGUAUGUGUCACUUAACAUCUAGGUACAAAAAUAGUACAUACGCAUGUUUUCAAAAUUGUCUGUUUCUGCCUUUUUGGUUUGUUUUAUUAUUUUAUUAUAAUAGUUGACGAAUCAUUAUUCUGCCUUACAUGUUAAAAUAAAUGAUAUUUUUUCUAUAUUAUGAUACUGACUCAUCGGUGAGACUUUUUAUUAUAUUCCAGCAGCUCGAAAUGUGUAUUUGCUUUUAGGAUAUCGAACUGUUUGCAUAUUUUGUGUGAUCAUUACGUAAAGCUUAUGGAAAAAGUAACUGUCAGACGUUUAUACCGAAUGAAUUCCUGCUUGAAAUGAGUUAAUCAGUUUUAUGACCCUGGUAUAAUAUGUGAAAUUGUAGUAAAAAUAAAAACUGAUUUGUGCCAAAAUAAUUCAAAAAUAUUCGGAAAUUAGUAGAAUUUGAAAGAUCCUUGAAAUUCAUAAUGUAUAUGCCGUUUUUAUUGUGUUAAGUAACAUUUUGUACUGGUGUAGCCAGUAUCAGGUAAAUGAUUGAUUUAAUCUAGUCAACUUUGAAAAAUGACAGCUUUUUAUCCGAAUAAAAUUCAGCAGCUUACAAAUAAGGUAUUUUUCUGUAACAAAAUGUUUGUAGCAAAUUUUUCACGGCAGCUACAAAAAUAGUAAUCCAAUCUACAAUUUUUUGAAGAGCUGAGAUUAGGCAAGGAAAAAACAAAUUUCUCGAAAAAUUUAGGUAUUGUACAUAUAUUAUAUUAUAAUUAAACAUAUUUCUUUUCUAAAAUAUAUGCGAUGUGUACAUACUUAUCAGUAGAAAUAAUUAUUGAAGCUUAUAGUAGCUGGAAUAUUCGAUUAUUAUUGAUGAAAUAGAAAUAGCGGAUUAGCAAUUAUUUCACAAGAAAGUAGUGAUGAUAUGUGUAUAAUCCAAAUCUAAUUAUUAUAAAUUAUGCACAAAAUCAGAUAGUAGUUUCUCUUUAUUGUAACGUAGCGAACCUAUAUACGGUUGAACGAAACAAUAGUCCAGGCAAAUUAUACUUUGAGGUUAAUGUUUUUAAACCAUCGCUGAUUUCUACUGUGAACUUACAAUAAGGCUUUGACUUCCAAUAUUAAUUUUGUUCCGCAGAUGUUGGAUAUUGAUAUUCCUAGCGUUUCGGAUGACUUUUUAAAGAACUUGAUAUUGAAAGUUAAUCUAUUAUUAACAUUUAUAAGUUAUAUAUGGCUUAGACUAUCUGAAAAGCGGAGUUUCUUGUCCUAAAAAUAAUUCAUAUUUCAAGUUGAACGCAUCAAUGAAAUUUUGUAUUUAAAUAUCUUUGAAUGUAUUUUAAACUUUUUUUUUAUAAGCCCAAUUUUCGUAAUUUUGGCAUUUUUAAAAAAUCCACCCAUUUCUUAAUAUUUAACUUAGUGCUUCUGUAUGAGUGCAUGGUCACAACACUUUCUACUUAAAAUCUAUAAAGAACACACUAACCUUCGGAAUUUAUUUUGAGAUGAGACUUCGCGUAGUAAUUGGAUAUUGACCUAUUGGAAUAGUAACGCAGAACACUCUAUCAUUUCGGAGAGAAAGACGUUGAAAAAUUAAAAAAAAAAUUAUAUACUGGCAAGAGUUUUCAAGUGCCUUAAAUAAAUUCAUUAUAUUAUACAUAUUUCACUAAUACCCGUAAUUUAAAUGAAAAUUUAUUUUGCUAACGAGAAAAGCUUCUUAAGGUUUAAAUCAUCAUGUAAUUAUGUGUUUAUUCUAUUAUUUAUAAUAUAAUAUAGCCAAUGGUUAUAAUAAUUAUAUUUAUCAAUAUGUGAAUAGUUUCAUUUGAUUGUAUUUCAUAUACAUUUUUUACCACAAACAUAGACCUGAAUGAUAAUCAUCGUAAUUACAUUUAAAGCAUAAACAGUUUUGGCGUAUAGGACAAUUAAUAAAAGUGGAAUUUUUGCUAGAACUGUAGUUUUCAAAAGAUCAGAUGGAAAAUAAACAUAAUUUAUAUACCUAGCAAAACGAAUCAUUUUAUUAAAUACUCGCGAUGAUACGGCAUGCACACACGUUGCCAACUAGUCUAUUAUGCCGCUGAUACUCGAGAAACCUUACUAUACUCGGUACCGAAAAGGAAGAGAGCAGCGGAACACAUCGCACGCCACUGCCAACGCGGCAACUCUUUGAAAAUAUGGCGGGAUACGAGUGCACCGACUUAUCUCUUCCUUUUCGGUACCAGAGUAGAGUAUCUAAGGUGAUACGAUUUAACUCUUGUUUUUUUAAUGUGAGCGCAGUUAUUUUUAUAUGUUAUAUGCUUGUGUGUUUUAUUAUGGAUUUGAAAUAGAAACUCUUGCGACCAUUCGCUCGUAUAAAAAUACUAAUUCGAAAGAGGAUGAAUCUUUGACUAAAAUGCGAAAAUUGCUAAGUUUGGACUUUUAAAGAAAAAUUAAGUAAUAAAAUAAAAAGAAAAUGAUGUAAAAAGUUUGAAAUACAUAUUCUCUGAAAUAUUUAAAUGUAAAAAUUUCAUUGAUGCUAUCAACUUGAAAUGUAAGUUAUUUUCAGGGCCGAAGACUCGGCUUAUGGACCCUGGACUUUUUUUGACCUAAUAUAACAUAUAUUUUCGUUAGUGUAAAACAACCUUCCAUAAGCAAGGUUUCCUGGGCAUGAACUACCUAGAGUAUAGUGUUUUCACGUUAUUACUAUUGACAAAUUUGCCUUCUAAAACUUUUGGUAAUAUAUAUGAUUUUAUGGGUCUUUUACUAUUUUCUUUGAAUUUCACGUUAUAGAUAUUUUAUAACGCACUAACACUUUGUUCAAACAUUCCAUGAUAAUAAUAAUGGGAGCUUCCAAAUUAAGUUUCGUGAUAUUUGAUCAAACAUUGGUCCAGUGAAGUUAAAUCUAUUUUCAAAUACUGUGACUUUGGAUCAUGAUAUUUAACUAGAAAAAUCAAAAGUAAUAAGGUGGAUAUAUUGCAUGAUUCAUUUAGAGUUACUGUUUUCAGAAGGAUUUCAAAGAAAUAAUCUUCGAAAACUAAACGCCAAAAAAGUUGUUUCAAGAUAAGUCUUAAAAAAGUGCCUCUAAAUGAUUCACCAGUUCAUGGGAGAUACUUUGGAAAACAUCACAUACCUAUAUAGUAGAACACACCUUAUGGAAUACUGAUCAGGAUAUUUUAGUUUAGCUUAGUUUAGUUAAUAAGCCCUACAUAUACUAGAUGUGUAUUUUGACUGGUAGAAGUAUUGUAACUUUUUUGUUUAUGUAUUAGGACUUUUAUACAUUUUAAAUAUAAGGCUUGAUAUGACGAUAAUAGUUUGAGUACAAGUUAAAUGGAAACCCUUAUAUUUAUGUUCUAAGUUAUAUUUUUUGUCAAGUUAUCUCUCUAUUUUGAUACUCUUAUUUUUAGGUGGAAAUUGUUGUCCACACUACAUAUCGACUCUCUAUAUUUAGCUCUCUAGAUGUGUACAGGUUUUCAUUUCUUUUUUCUAAACGUAAAUAUAAAAAAGUUUAGUAGGAAGUAUUUUCAAUGAUUUGGUUGUUCAGGGUCUUCCCUCUUUAUAACAUAUUAAAAUUAAAAUCAAACAUCUUCCCAACCUAAGACAGAAUAUAAAAUUUGAAAUUUACGAAAGCCAUUUGUCAAGAAAAUUUUAGUUAUAUGUGGAAUCAGGCACUGUUCUCACCAAAGGCAACCCGACUCGAUUUCGACUUUGCUUGUUUUACUAUUGGGUUCCCACUGAAGCAACUGGCAGUCUCAUUUUGACGUUAAGGCGGAAUAUAAACAGAUUAGUUUGGUAUUCAAAAGCACCGAUCGGAAGAAAAAUCGUAUAUGUAAUGUAUUUCGUAGAUCAAAUCUUCCAAUGCACAACAAAUACAGUGUGUAGUGAAGAAUCUACGGAAAGUAGUACCUUGUAUGCAAACAUAUUUUUAAGUCUCACGGUCACUCGUACACUAUUAACUUUUUUGUCACUCUUUAACUCAAACUCUCCUGGAAGGUUUUCAACUCUGUUGCUCCAUUUGUCACUUCAAAGGACACAGAAACCCGAGAGGUACAUGUUGCGGCAGAAUCAAGGAGGUAUAAAAAGACACCUGGAUUUAUAGAAAAAAGUGUUUUUGUUUCAAAGAUGGCGGCCGUCCACAGAAACACACUGCUCAAGACCCGGAUGCUUUGAGCAGCUCGUUAACAUGUAGCGUAAUGGCAGGGUAGUGAGAGACUAGCCCAGAGUUUCUGAGGUUGAACUGACGUCAGGUGACACGAUGCGCGGGUGCUGUGCGCAACCGAUUCUUACUUUAAAAAUGACCCUCAUAUCGUGGGAAAAGCGUUUACUUCUCCAACAGUCCACCUCUUAGCUAUAAUAGAGUGUGAGGAGGAUGCCUAAACGCUCUAUACUUUAGGUAUCCCUAGAGAAAAAAGACACAGAUACUCAGAUCUGAUGACCACCCGGGCCACCUCCUCGCACUCCAUUAGACCUAAGAGAGCGUAUUGUUGAAGAGUUGAAUGCUAUUCCACACGAUAUGUGUAAGCGUGCUUAUUCAGAACUUUAGGAGUAGUUUCCAGUGUGUUGCUGCUAAUGGCUCCCAUCUUGAAAACAGUAUUUUCAAAACUAUGACCCUGUCAUUCCGAAUUUACAUACAUUUUUUUUAUAUAUCCAGAUGUUUUUUUUCUGAAGCUGUUUACUUACUACUGAUCACACAGGCGGCCUAUGACAGGCCCACGAAAUAAAAAAGUAGUUGUUUUUCCCAUGUACUGUUUCAUGCUGAACAUGAAUUACUUUUUUAUUUGUCCACCGACCCCCAAUUUUGACUUCAGAUUCAAGUUCAGCGAGAAAAAAUGCAUAGGAAAAACAUAGCCGGACCCUAAGCACACACCACUUUUUUAUUUUGUGGGCCUGUUGCAGAAGUGUCACAAUGACAUAUUUGAUCAACUGAUAGGCAUCUGCAAACUAACCAACGACCUCAGUGCUAGUCUACCGUUGACCAACUCGUCGUUUUCCCGUCACUUUGGUAUGAACGCUUGUAUUUGAAUUCAAAUGCUAAGUCGGAUUGCUGUUGCCAUUUACUUUCGGUGAGAACGGUCCCUUAGAUAUCAAAAAUUGUGCUUUUGCUUAUGCCGAUUUUUAAUAUUGAAAAUGCCUCCUAUACACGUUAUAUUAUGCGAAGCCAAUUUUUCUCUAGUCGCUGUAUAUAUUUCAUACACACGUACAAAGAACCCAAGACUCCCCGAAAAUUCCUGUUGUAAUUUUUCUCUUGUAUGAAUUUUGAUAUUUGACACGGUAUCGUCAACUGGUAAUUAUGAAAAAGCUGCACAAAGCAACUAAACCUGUGUUAUAAUUUUUCGAUUUUUUUUUAAAUUUUUUCUAUUUGAUUAUUUCGGAUGAAAUGCGUGGUGAUUGUGUAUUUAAGAAUUAAG